GCAAACCGGAUUUCACGUCGGAUCGUUCCGAGUUCGUUUUGGAUAAGACGGCGAAGGUAAUCUGUGACGUCGGUGAACCACGUGUAACCAAGGACGUCUUUUUUCAGAAUAUGGGCUGAUAUGGUCAUGAAAAACUCGAAGCAAACCUCUAUAAUACGAAGACGACCGACGAAAGGAUGGAGAAAACGUGUGAGAUUUGCUGAUGAAAAAAAACCUCCGGAUUCUGUGAGGUCAAAUGAGACACCAGAAGCCAGUGGAAAAUCAUCUUCAAAAUGGAAAAAAAUACAGAAAAAAGUAAAAUCAACCAAGCCUUCAGACACUUCUCAGACUACAAAGCCAAAUAUUUCUUCAAUAAUAGAGAAUGCCAUCGCUAAUGCACCAUCUUUUAAAAAGAAAAGCAAAUGGAGAACAGAUGCCCUAAAGAAAUUGAGAAAACAACCUAAGAAAACAGUACUUGUACUACAGCCACUCUCUCCUUCACCAAGACAUCAGGCAGGGCCUACAAUAAUUAAACGACCUUGGCCAUUAGGCGAGACGACGCCACCAACUUCUUCAUCUGUAAAGUUGCCUUUAAUUAAGAAAUUGUCAGAGGGAAAAUCACAGAAUACCGAGAAUGAGGAUCAAAGUCUGAAGAAUAAUAAUCAAAACAUGCAAGCAGUAGAAAAAGAAGAAAAGGUUUUUGAUCUUCACAAAGGGAUGUCAUGGACCGCAUUGAAGAGUAACAAUAUAGAUGAUGAUGGUCUUUCAACAUAUUCAUGUUCGGAUGAAAGAAUACAUGGCUUAAGUUAUGGAUCACAAACUUCCCUGAUUAACCCUGGAGUAAUGGGUGUUCUGGAACGUUUGCAGGAGUUCAAGGGUACCAGGUUACAGUCAGAUCUACAUCAUGAAUUACAAGAAAUUCGUCACAGAGUCAAUCAGGCUUUGAAGAAUGUGGAUUUCAUGUUUGAAGAUAAUGAUGAUAAGAAAGACGAAACCAAGUUUCCAUCAAUUGUUGAAGAUAUACAAAGUCGUGAGCUUGAACGUCAGAAAGAGGUCAAUGAACUGAUCUCUGGGAUGGUAGAAGGUUCCGAAAUUACACAAGGACUCUUAGUGGAUGUCGAUGAAUGGUUUCACGAAGUCAGAAUCAUGGCACUGGAUAAAGGUGUGGAUGAAGAAUUUGAAAAAUUUGUCAAAUCAACUGAUAUUACCAAGACUGAUGUUAUGAAAUCUUUGAAAGAGUUUGGUGAUGCCAGUCAGAAGAUGGUAAAACUAGGUAACCGGGUCUUAAAAGAAGCUGGUAAUAUAAUAAAAGAGAAUGAAACUGAGGCAAAGAAAAUGAAACUAAAAGCAAAAGAAAAAAUAACCAUUUAUGAUGAACAUGAGUUAAUGGUUGAUGCAGCCAAAUGGGACAGAGCAGUAAAGAUGAUUAUAAAUACAUUUGAUGAUGCUUUGAAAUCAACCAGGAAUGCUGCUUAUAAGUCCAUAUACACAAAGGCACUGAAACAGUUCAGAUACUUAGCAUCUGCUAUGUCUAAAAAGAUCCUGGAUUUGAAUGCAAAACAGAGGGAAGUUAAUGAUCUGAAAAAGAAAUUGUUGGAUGCCAAAGCAGCUGUAGAGAAGAAACACCAAGAAGCUGAAGAACUGAAGAAGAAUAUUCGAAGAAUGACAAGAGAAGUGGAAGAAAAAGCUAAGUUAAUUGAAUCACAAGAGAAAAGAAAUCAAGAAUUGACAAAGAAAUUGAUGGGUGCUGAACAGAAAUCAAAGGGCAUGGAGAAAGAAAUCCUGGACAAAGAAGCAUCUGCUAAACAAGAAUUAUUAAAGAAGGAAGCAGAGCUGGCUAAGGCAGCUGAACCCCCUCCUCCUCCUCCUGAUGUUCCUCCUAAGAAAGUAAUUAUAAAAGUUGUUGACCCUGAAUUAGUACAGAAGGUCAAAGAUACAGAAGAACAGUUAGAGAAGUCAAAGAUACAAAUUUCCAACAAUGUUGAAAGAAUCAAGGAAUUGGAAAGACAGAUGAUGAAAGAAAAAGAAAAAAUAAAGCAGCUAAAAGACGACCUUGAGAAGGCGGAGAAAGAGGCAGAAGAAGCUGCUAUGACAAUAAAUAUAGCAGAACCUGUCAUUGAAAUACCAGAGGUGCAGACAACAGAAUCAGUACCAGCAGAUAAAGAUUCAGCUUACUUUAAGAAAUUGUUAACUGGGAUGAAGAGAGAUUUCUCCCAAGAACUGGAGAAACUUAAAGCUCACUUACGGAAAGAAAAACAAAGGAGCACAGCUGCUGUCAAAAGGUGUGAGAAUGCACACAAAGACCACUUAAGUGCUAUACAGAAGGAUGUUAUUCGUGUAUUGAGGGCUAUCAUGCACUUCCGAGAUCAUAUGUGUACACUAAUGGAGAAAGAAAACCUUAAAGAUCUUGUGUAUUCCUUACAAAAACUCAAGAACUUAAUACCAGACCAGCUUGUACCAGAUCCAAAAGAACUACUGACAAUGCUUGUGGCUAAUGUAGUAGAAUAUAUGCAUAAUAUGGAAUUAAUUAUAUCAAAUGCCUUCCUGGCUAUGAGGAUGAUGAUCAAAGGAACUAUGCAGCAUCAGUAUGAGCCGAGAACGUCUGACAGACAAACUGAAAUCAGGGUCAAGGUCAAAGAUGCAGAGACCAGAAUGAAAACAAUGGACACUGCUAAAACUGAGACUAUACACAUAGCCCGGAGACUGCAAGUGGCUAAAGAUAGACUGGAGAAGUUUGAGCAGAUGACACUUACUGAAGAGCAAGCCAAGGAUAAGAAAUAUCAUGGUCUGUUAAAUAGAUAUCACAUGGUUUGGCAGAUGUACAACAAACUUCAGAAAGAUAUGGAUAUAUUACAAGGUGAUUUCCAGACCAGCAUUGAAGAGAAAAUUAAGGAACAAGAAGACUUUGUUAUUCCUAAUAUUAAAAUGGAACUCAAACAGAGAAAAGCUGAUCCUGAAAUUGAAUUGAAGCUGACUCUGGCAGACCAGAAACAAAAUUUACAGAUUUUAGAGAAGGCCCAUGAUGAUAACAAAAUAUCCAAAGAUAUGUAUAUGAUGGCAUCAGCUUUGCUGAAGAAAGCUCUGAGAAUUCCAGGAAAAAGAAUAAAGUAUUUUUUUGAACAAUACAUAGCAUUUAGAAGUGUACAGGAUUCAAGAGAAAGAUUACAGGGUAUUCUAGAGGAGCCAGAGUUAGCUUCUGAUGUAAGAAAAGACAUAGAAGAUUACAUCAAACGUAUGGAAUCAAAGAUGGACACCAAUAUGGAAGUUUGGAAUGAGAGAAUGAGGAACUUAGAGGAGGAACGUAAACAAAUACAUCAGAAUAUUUGGAAAUUAUUUAAUGAAGUGUUAGCAGAAACUGGUGUCCUUCUUGUGCAUCCCCUUUUCCAACGGAACAAAGUAACUGGACAGGUCUACAGUCAGAUGGCUCAAACAAUAAAACGUGAUGCUUUAAAGAAACUUUUAAGAAAACGUCAGAGAAUGACACACUUACUUAAAUUACCACCAGUGUGUGUUGGAAGCAGUAUGGUGUCCAAACUUCAACCUCAACCUCCAUCUUGGAAAGGGGUUGGACAGGGGGAUAAUCCUCCUGCCAAGGUGAACACGCCCUAUACUCAACAUUAUGAUGUUAACAAGUCAAGAAUUGAUGCUGAAAGAGUACUUAAAGAUGAAGAUAAAGGCAGGCAUGCUUAUCCACUAGCAAAGAUACAGAAAUACUUCAUUAACCCUAGUCAAACGACAGUUAGCACAUAGUAAUUCAUAGAUGCUUAUAAGAUGGUGAAGAUAAAGAAUUUAAAAUUAUUUUUCCUGAUCUGAUUGAAUUUAUAAGUGAUUAUAUGUAUCAAGACAAAUGUACAUUAGAAAUUUUCAUCUGCCCUUUUUUACACACAAACAGAUUGAUAAUUCAGUGCUUUACCCAUGUGACUUAAUCAUUUGCAAGUUAUUUUUUAUUGGUACUUUUAUAUAUAAAAGUUGAUUAAAUCAUCUUUUUUAUUAUUAACAUUCUCUAGAUUUGAUAAUUGUCAAUUAUUAUGAGAAUGUUCAAGAGGGCAUAUUGUAAAUUCAGGAAUUUUUGCAUAUUUUUACUAUUGCAAAAAAUUGCAACAUUAUAGGUUUUACAAAAAAAAAAGUUAUAUAUAUAAGUGCAACAUUCCUGAAAUUGUAAUUAUUAAUCACUCAUUUGUGUCCAUUGUUCAAUCAUUAAAAUAAUAAAUGCAAACAAUUAUUUUGAAAUAUAUUAUAUAUUGUUAUUUUGUAAUCCUUAUGUUAUUACUGCUGUGGAUUCAUUAUUUUUUGUUGUAUAUCAAUUUUCAUGGAUUUCGUGGGUACAGGUAAACCACAAAUUAAAAUGUUCAACAAAUUACAAUUUUUCCAUUGACUUGUAUGCAGACUUUGGCAAAACCACAAGAUUAAAUAUCCAUGAAAGUGUAAGUUUUCCUCAAUCCACGAAAAUUGGUACCCACAAAAAUAAAUGAAUCCACAGUGUAUUUUAUUAAAUGUUCUUGCUGUCUAGAUAUUAUUAUUGUGAGGUUGAGUAGGAGACGACCUUGUCAUACAGAGAGGAAACAUUUUUUUGCAGAUAAUUUAAAAAGGAUAUGAAUUUUACCUAUAUAAUACCUAAAAAUCAGGGCUGUUCCAAAGUUGAUGGUGUUUUGAAGGGGUGGGGAUGGGAGGAACUAAAAAUAAUUUUUUAUUGUGAUAGCAUUUUCCUUUGAAUUUUAUAAGAAUUGUAAUUGAAAGGAAAAUUUCAUAUUAUGGAUGGUUGGGGUUUUAAAAAUGAAUCCCAUUGCCCAUUGUGAUUCAAUAAUUUUCAUUGUAUUUAUUAUAGCUUUGUUUUUUUUUUUUUAUUAAAAAAAGUUUUUGCAAUGUGAAUUUAUGUUUUAUAAAAGGUGCUGAAUAAAGUCUACUAGUGCAAUAUAUUUUAAAGAUAUAUUUAUUACAUAUAUAUGUUGUUUGUUAAAUUUAUAUUUUGUACAUUUUUUUUUUACUGUACAUG
This is a messenger RNA of Mytilus californianus (California mussel), 4972 nucleotides long. RefSeq names its product synaptonemal complex protein 1-like. The record is from RefSeq and is a predicted model, not a curated record. The transcript has 30 exons. Lineage: Eukaryota; Metazoa; Mollusca; Bivalvia; Mytilida; Mytilidae. Bases 121 to 3729 code for a protein of 1202 amino acids.